UAAGUUUGACACUCCUGGUCUACAGUGGCUUACAUGGGCGUCUCAUGAAUGCUGAAAUUCAGGCAGUAGGAGAAUGGAGGCCAGCCCAGAAUACAGCAUAUCAGAGAUCCAUAGUUUUUUUUAAAGGCACUAUAGGCUUUUUAUUGGGAACUUUGCAUAUUAUUACAUUGGAAUAACAUUGUUUUUCUGAGGCACACUUGCUCACAGCUACCUCCUCUUGGCAGUCAGAAGCAAACAAAAAUCUACAUACUUUUAAAUUCUCAGAAGUUAUUCGCUCUCAGAAACAGCCAACCAGACCAGGAUCAAGCACUUACUGAAAAUGAAUGAAUAUAAUGAUUCAUUACCUGUAUAUAAUCAGCUAUAAUGUAUGAAAUUAUGAGAUUAACUGUGUAUUGUUCUGGUGUGUGCUUUCAGUGUUUGAUUCAAUCUUGUAAUUUUUUUUUUUUUUUUUUAAAUCAACUUUUACUAAAUCAUGCACAAGGUUAAUGCAAAACUAUCUCACAACAGGUAGUACUCCAGGUACUCCGAUUUCCUCCCCCAUUAUAGGCUGAGUGGCAUGUCCAAAGUGUCCGUGGUAUAUGAAUGGGUGUGUGAUGUGCCCUGUGAUUCAUUGGCACCCUGUCCAGUGUGUACCGCACCUUGUGCCCCAUGCUCCCUGGGAUAGGCUCCAGGUUCCCCGUGACCCUGAAGAAGGAUAAGCGGUAUAGAAGAUGGAUGGAUGGAUGGAUGGAUGAAGUGCCUCCUGUGUUUUUCUUUUUGUUUGUUUGUUUGUUUCUAAUGUCAGAUCCAUAUUGCUUAACCUCGUUUAUAAACUGUUCAAAAGCUGGCUUAGCUUUAGUCCGUUUUCAACACGAUACUUCCUAAGUAAAAUAAACUGUAAAUACUGUAUGAUUAAAAAAACAAUACUUUUGCAAUCAAUAUUAUCAUGUAGAUUCCUUCCUGUACUGUGACAGACAUCACGAGGGUCCUCGACGUCACUACUACAGGGCAGACGGAAGUGCUCGUGACGUCACCGGCGAACUGCAACAAGACGACGGUGUUGCAACAAUACGGUUACAUUUGAUCAUCAAGUCCCUGUUCGGUCUUUAUUUUGAUACUACCAGGGAAUCAAGCGAAACGGCUCCUUUUCGCGUACAGUGAAAGAAACGUCGGCGGUGUGUCGUUUCAGGUGUUUUUCAUUAUGUCGAAUCGUCUGGCCUUUCAGACUCAGCUAGCCUCCAUCAUGGAGGUACUGGCGAAUGCAGCCGUGGCAGAAAUCUGUAAACUGGUGGACGAUGACUACGCGGUGAUUAAUCUGCAGAUGUCUCAGUGCCAGCGCGAAAACAAGGCUCUGAAGAGGAAACUUCAUCUGAUGGAGCUGCGAAUGGCACGAGGUUACGCCGAAAGGAGAAUCCGCGAAAGCUCAGGAAAUCGCUCCAGUAGAGUCCAAGUGAGCGCAAAUCUAUCAGACAAAUACAGAGCUCCUGUUGCUGACAUUUUUCCAAAUCAAGAUGAACUCUAUGGGAGGCAGUUAAAUGAGGAUGCUUGGAGAGAUGGAGAAUCUUCCAGUGCAAUUGUGCCAAUUGGGCAUCCAGUCAUCAAACGUGAUGAGAAUGGGCAUGAAGACUCCAGCCAGGCAGGACCAAACUCUGUACUUGUUAAGGCUGAGACAUCUGAUGAGGGGCACACACAGCAGCAACUAUUCAUUCGAGAAGAUGGAGUGGCAGAACCUGUGUGUGAGGGUGUGGAGGCAGAUUAUGGUGCUGCUCAAGUGGAUAAAGUGGAUGGUCAGAACUCCAGGACACGGCACGAGGCUUUGGAGCACCAAAAGACAGAUGAUGAAGUGCCAGACGUGCUGUUCAUAAAGGAAGAGCAUUCAGAGCUCGAACAGCAAGAAAGCCAGACACAUGGUGGCAUGACCCUGCAAGACGGAUUUGUGGAGUCCAGCACGGACGUUUGUGCAAACAGAGUCUCUUCCCCACCUGUGCAGAUCACAUUAGCUCUCAAUGUACAGGAGCCUCUCGAGUUGGAGUCAUCCCUUGCGAAGGGUCAAAGUAGACAUCAAGAAGAACACCAGGGAACUUCCAGUCAGUCAACAGACAAGCAGAUUACUAUACAUGACUCCCAGACUGCUGGGUCUCUGUGUUCACGUGAGCCAGUUCUUCCUCAGAGCGAUGUCAAAGUGUGGGAUAUCUCCAGUUCCCAGUCUCAUCUCCAAGGGUCAGAUGAGAGCGGCAACAUCCCACUUUCAAACCAGAAUGCUCAGAGAAAAAAGGUAGUGUCUGUCGAUAUGCUAGGAGCGAAUAGUACACUGUAUGAAAGAGCGAAGGAGCCGGAGAGUUCUUUUCCACGAUGGACUGCAAAUAGCCCUUCUGACAGUCAACCAUCUUGUUCAUACAUUAUGGAAGUAGAGCAAGACCAAGACUGUGUUCUGAUACAAUCAGGACCUGUGUCUGUUCGGGGAAGGCACAAAGGGGCUGCAUCAAACAGGCUUCAGGAUCCCAGAGGGCUUCAUAGGGUGGAGGAAGAGUGGAGUACAGUCACUGCUUCAAGCCAAGCCCAUACUCAGCAGUUCAGUCAUUUCAACAGGACUCGAUUAGAUGCAGCAAACCGAGCAAAUCUCACUCAGGCUGUUCCAAACUUACCACAUCCUGCAGUUUCUCUCGCUGGCCUUCAGCUUCCAAGGCUGAAGCAGAAGGGCAAGAGGAAAAGUUAUAUCUGCAGGUACUGUGGAAAGGCUUUUACUGGGCAGUCUAACUUAGAGGCUCAUCAACGCAUCCACACUGGAGAGAAGCCUUUCAAGUGUGAGACCUGUGGGAAGCUCUUUACAGAAGCAGGAAACCUGAAGAAGCAUCAGAGAGUGCAUACUGGAGAGAAACCGUUUGUGUGUAAUCGCUGUGGGAAGUGUUUUGCCUGGAUCUGUAAUCUCAGGACACAUCAGCAGUCUGCUUCCUGUGGGGGGGUGUAAGGAAAAAAAUCUGAUUUGAUCACUUUUACUAAAAAAAAGUUCAAAAAUUCACAUAAAAUCUGUGUGCUUGCUAAAAAUGGCUGGACAGGUGGAAUCCAAUAGAUCUAAUAGUUACUAAUAGAUAGUAACUAUUAGACAGUGACUAAAAGCUUAUUGCCCACUCCUAGUAUGGACGAGUGAGGAUGAACAGAGUUUCAAGUUAAGACACAUGGUGCUUUCCUCUAUAUUGGUUCGGUGCCUUAAUUGUUCCCUGUAAACUUGGUCUGUUUUAAGAUUUCAGAAAUUGCAAACGCCAUUCUACCUCUUGAAUUUUUCUGCGGACGAAAACAAAGCAAUAUGUUUGAACCAGAUGGAAGAAUAUCCGAUUAUGAUUCAGUGCUGGAACAUAUUCAGCAAAUGAUGAUAGCAAUGUACCAUGAACUCCAGUGUAUGCUGACUCAUUGUAAAAUAAUGAAACGAAUAAGAUCACAUUAAACAUUGGAAGCAUUUGUAAAACAGAAGUGAACUUUGUGCACACUUUUCAAGUUAGGCUCUUUGCAAUGUAAAUGGGAAGUGGUGUAUUACCAAAAAUGAACUAUAGAAGUCAGUUACACACUUAUUAAUUAGACCACAAUGCUGUUGAAUUGUCAAUCCUGAUUGGUCAGAAGAUAUUGAAUAAUUUUCUAUAACCGGUUUAUACCUAGGUAGGAAAGUAAUUUUCAAAUCACAGGUUUACAUUAAUGCGCUCCUUCUAAUACGUUAUAGUUUCUAUUGUAAUAACUUACACAGGGACUUAUAUGGAGGACACUACAUAAUCUAAGAUUAAAAGGCAUGUUAUUUAACAAAGAAAAUUGUAAAAUCAUUGAUGUGGUGAUGCUUUCCGUAUGAUUUAAUUUUUUUAAUUUAACAUAAGGAACGUGGCUACAAGUUUGUGGACACCUGACCAAUACACCCAUAUGUGAUUUUUGAAUAUCCCAUUCCAGAUUAAGUCCCCUUUUUGCUGUUAUGAUAAUCUCCACUCUUCUUGGAAGGAUUUGAUCAUUCAGCCCAAGAGCAUUAGUGAGGUUAGACACUGAUGUAAGGUGUGAAGUAUUAGUGUUCCAGUCAGUGUUCCAGUUUUUCCCAAAGGUGUUCAGUGGGGUUCAGUUCAGGGCUCUGUGCGGGCCACUUUAGUUCCUCCACUUCAACCUUGGCAAAACAUGUCUUCAUGGAUCUCGCUUUCUGAACAGGAGCCCUGUCCUGCUGAAAGGGUUAUUAUCAGUAUACUGUGCCUUUGGGACUACAUAACAAUUAAAAAAAAAAAUUAAGAUUUCAAGAUAUUCUUUGAAUAUUCACCAUAUAAGACUUACACUUGUAUUAUGCAACGGCUGGGCAACAUCUUGUGACUCAUAACACGUUAUGUCAACCUUGUCAUGGACAAAUACAAAGGUGAUAAAUUAUGUUUCUAAAGCAUUAUAGAAAUGAUAAAGUCAUGUUCAGAGUGUUAUUGUGUCCCCUUUUCAACAAUAUUUCUUAUGGCACCUAAAAAUCUUUUAGAAUUAUGUAUUUUAUUGUAGAAUUAGUUUAAUUCCUCACUGUAUCUGCAUCAGACGUUUUUUUUUUCUCCAAAAUCAAAGUAAUCUUUAGAACAAAUUUGUAAUAUUAUUAUUUGACUCAUUGUUAUUUAUAAGAAAUCAACUAUAAUGUUGUUGUUGUUUUGGAGUUUUUUUUUAAGCUGUGAAGAAUUAUUGAUUUAUUUAAAUAAAAAAUGAAGAUGAUGGGGUGGACAAGGACAUAACAGGGUGGACAGAGAUAAGACUGAGUUAAGUAAUAUAUUACAUUGUUGGAACAAAAGUAAACAGUUGUGAUUUCAUGAGAACAUUUAGUGAAUUUGCAAUAUAAAUAUAAAGAAUUUGAAUCUCAAGGUUUGCUCCGCUCAUAUAAAAUGCACUGCAGGUUCUGACUCCACCAGAACCUCUUGAACACUGCCGAUGAUAGAAGCCCUUGGUUAGUAUAUGAAGCCUCUAAGUAUGCUACAAUCAAACUGAUUAUUGACACAAAGUAAGCUGAUUUUAAUGAUGUAAUGAUGUAAAAUGUUUGCUCGGCUCAUAAAAACUCGUAGCAGGCUCUUACAGGAGCACAAACCUUUGAACAUUAACAAAACCCCUUGGCAAAGAUACGAAGUUUAGAGUAUGCUGCAACCAAACUGAUCAUUGACAAAUAAAGGGAACUGAUUUCACCAGUUUUAAAAUUAUUCAACCCAGUCGGUGAGGAAGCUGAAGCUUGGUU
Molecule: messenger RNA, 5194 nt
Organism: Ictalurus furcatus (blue catfish)
Lineage: Eukaryota; Metazoa; Chordata; Actinopteri; Siluriformes; Ictaluridae
Product: zinc finger and SCAN domain-containing protein 21
Exons: 8
Coding region: 1181-2947 (588 amino acids)
Cellular component (GO): nucleus
Source: RefSeq, a predicted model, not a curated record